Messenger RNA from Symphalangus syndactylus (siamang), 3219 nucleotides. RefSeq names its product meiosis 1 associated protein (gene M1AP). NCBI's taxonomy places the organism in Eukaryota, Metazoa, Chordata, Mammalia, Primates, Hylobatidae. The record is from RefSeq and is a predicted model, not a curated record. Gene Ontology annotation, biological process: male meiosis chromosome separation; meiosis I; spermatogenesis.
AGUCAUCCCUCCGCAUACUGUUCUGGGCGGCCAGGCCUGCGCGGAGUCUGGGCCCGGAGCUUCCUCCGCGGGACCCCCAGGCCCUAGGGCCGGGCUGCUGAUCCGCCAGGCACGGUAGGCGCCAUGCCGAGGGACCACGAGGCUUCGGGGGGUCACGAGAAUUUUUUUUUCUUCUGGUUUUGCUUUGUUUUUGAGACAGAGUUUCACUCUUGUCGCCCAGGCUGGAGUGCAAUGGCGUGAUCUCGGCUCACUGCAACCUCCACCUCCCGGGUUCAAGUGAUUCUCCUGCCUCAGCCUCUCGAAUAGCUGGAAUUACAGGCUCCUGCCACCACGCCCGACUAAUUUUUUAAUAUUUUUAGUAGAGAUGUGGUUUCACUAUGUUGGCCAGGCUGGUCGAACUCCUGACCUCGUGAUCCGCCUGCCUCGGCCUCCCAAAGUGCUGGGAUUACAGGCGUGAGCCACCGCACCCGGCCACGAGAAUGUUUUCAUUUUGUUUAAAGUGAACCCAUGAAGUCAAAGAAAGUGUUUUGAUUUUUUCCUCACAUCAGGAGGGGAAAAUGAGAUUUUUAGGGCCUACAAAAUCCAUUAACUUCUUUUAAUCUUUUUUUAAUGGAGGAAGGGGCCCACGAAGACGAAAGUGCUUAGGGCCCACGAAAUCUUUAAUGGGGCCCUGCCAGAGGGAGAACCAUUGAAGAAAGUGAAUGAGGGCUUGUAAAGGGGCCCUAACCUAGAAAGCUCAUCACGGAACAGAACAUCCGCAGAGGCAGACACAGCGAGAAGCCGAUCUGUGAGAGGUGUAAAGAAUAUCCAGCUGGUGGCUACAGUUCCCCCUCUGGUUUUGCUGCCAUGCAUCCUGGGCGAACGACUGGUAAAGGGCCCUCCACUCACACUCAGAUUGACCAGCAACCUCCACGGCUUCUCAUUGUGCACAUUGCUCUACCGUCCUGGGCUGACAUCUGCACCAACCUCUGUGAGGCUCUGCAGAACUUCUUCUCUCUAGCCUGCAGCUUGAUGGGCCCCAGCCGCAUGUCCCUGUUCAGUUUAUACGUGCUACAAGAUCAGCAUGAGUGCAUCCUCCCUUUUGUGCAAGUGAAAGGGAACUUUGCUAGGUUGCAGACCUGCAUCUCAGAGCUCCGCAUGUUACAGAGAGAAGGCUGUUUCAGAUCACAAGGUGCUUCUCUGCGGCUGGCAGUAGAGGAUGGGCUCCAGCAAUUCAAACAAUACAGCAGACAUGUGACCACAAGGGCAGCUCUGACCUAUACGUCCCUGGAGAUUACUAUUCUGACUUCUCAGCCUGGAAAAGAGGUGGUCAAACAGUUGGAGGAAGGGUUGAAAGAUACAGACCUAGCCAGAGUCAGGAGGCUUCAGGUCGUUGAGGUCACAAAGGGAAUCCUAGAGCACGUGGACUCAGCGUCUCCUGUUGAGGAUCCCAGCAAUGAUGAGAGUUCUAUUCUGGGAACUGACAUUGAUCUUCAGACUAUAGACAAUGAUAUCGUCAGCAUGGAGAUUUUCUUCAAAGCCUGGCUACAUAACAGUGGAACAGACCAAGAACAAAUCCAUCUUCUUCUUUCUUCACAGUGUUUCAGCAACAUUUCCAGACCCAGAGAUAAUCCAAUGUGUCUGAAAUGUGAUCUCCAAGAGCGACUGCUCAGCCCAUCCCUACUCCCUGGCACAGCUGACGGCUCCUUGAGAAUGGAUGACCCCAAAGGAGACUUCAUCACACUCUACCAGAUGGCUUCCCAGUCAUCGGCCUCUCAUUACAAGCUCCAAGUGAUCAAGGCUUUAAAAUCUGGCGGGCUCUGCGAGUCAUUGACAUAUGGGCUCCCGUUCAUCCUCAGACCUACAAGCUGUUGGCAGCUGGACUGGGAUGAGCUGGAGACAAAUCAGCAACAUUUCCAUGCUUUGUGUCACAGCCUGCUGAAAAGGGAAUGGCUGCUGUUAGCCAAGGGGGAACCACUGGGCCCAGGACACAGUCAGAGAAUUCCUGCCAGCACCUUCUAUGUGAUCAUGCCAUCACACUCCCUCACACUGCUGGUAAAGGCGGUGGCCACGCGGGAACUGAUGCUACCCAGCACCUUCCCCCUGCUACCUGAGGACCCACAUGAUGACAGCCUUAAGAAUGUGGAGAGCAUGCUGGACAGCCUGGAGCUGGAGCCCACCUACAACCCCUUGCAUGUUCAAAGCCACCUGUAUUCACACCUGAGCAGCAUCUAUGCCAGGCCUCAGGGGCGGCUCCACCCACACUGGGAGAGCCGAGCCCCGAGAAAGGUACCGCUCCCCUCUGGGCAGUUGCAGACCAACCGAGCUCGAGCCACUGUGGCCCCCCUGUCUAUGACUCCUGUCCCAGGCAGAGCCUCCAAGAUGCCAGCAGCCAGCAAAUCUUCCUCAGAUGCCUUCUUUCUGCCUUCAGAGUGGGAGGAGGAUCCCUCAGGGCUCUAAGUCACCAGCACCAGAGCCCAGCUGCCCAGCUUAACCAUAUCCAUGCUCAGGUUCACAUAAUGGCUAUCUGUGGUCAGACUUGCUUUCUAUCCGCCUGAGCCUCUGUGAGGGCUGACUGGGAAACAACAGCCUUCCUGUCCUCUGUUUCAGCGCUGUCCCACUCCUCAAGUCGGGAAGUGACACACCUGAACCUGUCCUUUCUCCAGCAACGACUUUCAUUUUCUUUUGAAUCAUUUGAUACUGUUUACACAGGUGAAGAUUAAACACCCAGUAAGCUUCUACCAUUGUUAGGAGCAUUCCUAACUCAGAAUUUCUUCUUGUAGCUCUGUGUAAGCAGGUGGAUAAGGUCAGAUCAUCUUUGGUAAACUGGACCUCAGGAACAAGGAUGAGGUUUUGAAAGCUCAUAAAAGACAAGUAAGAUUGAAAUCCAAGCCUCAUUUCAGAGCCUGUGCCCUUCCCACUAUACCAGGCUUCAGCCUCCAAAGAGACAAGUGCUUGGUACCUACAUGCAAAGUGUGGGAGGGCUGCCCAGAACAGGGGAGAGGAUGGUGUAAAAAAGACCUACUCCUUUCCUGUUACCCUCUCCCCACACGUACCAGCCUUCCUGUUGCUCCCUCCAUCCACAGAAUAAUAGCUACCAUUUAUAAAAUGUUUACUCUGGGCUGGGAGCAGUGGCUCACACCUGUAAUCCCAACACUUUGAGAGGCUGAGGUGGGAUGAUCACUUGAGGCCAGGAGUUGGAGACCAGCCUGAGCAACAUUGUGAGACACCCCCCCCCAU